AUGUCUUACACCACACGCAAGGUUGGCUCUGCCAACACCCUCGAGCACCGCGUCUUCAUCGAGAAGGACGGCCAGCUCGUCUCGCCAUGGCACGACAUCCCGCUCUACGCCAACGAGCAGCAGACGAUCCUCAACAUGGUUGUUGAGGUGCCCCGCUGGACCAACGCGAAGAUGGAGAUCUCCAAGGAGGAACAGCUCAACCCCAUCAAGCAGGACACCAAGAAGGGCAAGCUACGCUUCGUGAGGAACUGCUUCCCCCACAAGGGCUACCUCUGGAACUACGGUGCCUUCCCUCAGACUUGGGAGGACCCCAAUGUUGUUCACCAGGAGACCAAGGCCAAGGGUGACAACGACCCGUUGGACGUCUGCGAGAUUGGUGAGCUCGUCGCUAAGCCUGGUGAGGUCAUCCAGGUCAAGGUUCUCGGUGUCAUGGCUCUGCUCGACGAGGGCGAGACCGACUGGAAGAUCAUGGUUAUCAACGUGAACGACCCAUUGGCGCCCAAGCUCAACGACGUCGAGGACGUCGAGCGCCACCUGCCCGGUCUCCUCCGUGCCACAAACGAGUGGUUCCGUAUCUACAAGAUCCCAGACGGCAAGCCUGAGAACCAGUUCGCCUUCUCCGGCGAGUGCAAGAACAAGAAGUACGCCAUGGACAUUGUCCGCGAGUGUGCUGAGGCCUGGGAGAAGCUUGCCACUGGCAAGACCCCCAAGGACGAGAUCAGCCUCACCAACACCACCGUCUCACACUCUCCUGACCGCACCGACGCUAGCUCGCUCAACAUUCCCCAGGGCGAGAACAAGGCGCCCGCUCCCAUCGACCCCAGCAUCGACAAGUGGUUCUACAUCUCCGGUGCCCCGUCCAACUAG
Messenger RNA from Alternaria atra, 867 nucleotides. RefSeq lists its product as uncharacterized. Bases 1 to 867 code for a protein of 288 amino acids. Gene Ontology annotation, cellular component: cytoplasm; nucleus. Gene Ontology annotation, molecular function: magnesium ion binding; inorganic diphosphate phosphatase activity. The transcript has 4 exons. The record is from RefSeq and is a predicted model, not a curated record. NCBI's taxonomy places the organism in Eukaryota, Fungi, Ascomycota, Dothideomycetes, Pleosporales, Pleosporaceae. Gene Ontology annotation, biological process: phosphate-containing compound metabolic process.